Pseudophryne corroboree (corroboree frog) is the source of this 1897-nucleotide messenger RNA. RefSeq lists its product as uncharacterized. The coding region runs from base 85 to 786 and encodes 233 amino acids. Lineage: Eukaryota; Metazoa; Chordata; Amphibia; Anura; Myobatrachidae. The transcript is spliced from 5 exons. The record is from RefSeq and is a predicted model, not a curated record.
UAGUGAGUGUGACUGAGUGGGGAACACAUCGAGAUGUAGAUUCUGCUAAGAACAGAGAGAUCUUGCAGUCACACGUGUCAUGCAAUGGCAGAUUCUCUCCUACUAAAACUCCUCUUGGCAAUGAUUGUCCUGCUCAUCGUCUGUAUCCCGGAAUGGUUCGAUAGUGAAGGCACCACUGUGGACUUAUCUUGUAUUGAUCCUUGUACCAAAGACCUGUCUGACCUCUCUACGGUGACAUCCAUGUCAUUAAUAUGCCAUUUGCAGGACUAUAGCAGCAGAGAUGUUCUAGAGUGGGUUAUGAGACACAAUAAUACAAUAUCUUCCAUCACGCUCAGUAUUUAUAUGAAUCAGUCCACACUUUUGGUCUGUGAUCCCAGAAGAAACACACAUCCAUUGUUCCAGGAGGUGAAGAAGACACAAGGAAAUUCAACAAAUGUGUUGUUGAAAAUUCAAGAAAAACAUUUUGUUUACUCAGAAGUGGAGUCUCACGUUACACUGGUGAAUUCGGAUGAAGACAUAUACCCAACCGCUCCUUUCUCACUGGAGAUCCGUAUUAGAAAUUAUACAAAACUUAAUAGCACAAUGCAUCAUGGGAACGUACAAGAGAUGGGGUUAUAUCAUGACUUCAUUACUGUUUCAUUACAGUUUGAAAGUAAUACACUAUGCUUUAGCGGAACGCUUGGUAUCAUCUGGCUCCUCCUGAUUCCGCUAGUUUUUGUUUGUGGGCUUGUGUUUGUUGCUUGCAAAGUCAUGAAAGAUAAAAACACAGUUCCGAUGACACUUUGAAAAAAAAUCCACACUGUACAGUUUCUCCCUGUGAUUGCUGAACAUGCAGCGCACGAGUGAUUCCCUCUAUACUACAUCGCAUAGAACGCAGAAGCUGCUCUUGUCAUACGGAUAUCUAUAUACACUAAAGGCAAUCUCAUACCAUAAGGAGACACAACAAAAUGAUCCCCUUUAUAUGACAAUUCUCUUACUGUGCUUCCUUGGCUGCUUAUAGUACCACAUAAACCUAAGACUGCCAUUGUACAAGGAGAAAUAUGUCCUAAAGUAAAAUGUAUUUACAUUCCCUCGUUCUUAUACAGCAUAGGUCUGCAAACUCGGUCCUCAGGACCCCACACAGUGCAUGUUUUGCAGGUCUCCUCACAGAAUCACAAGUGAGAUAAUUAGCUCCACCUGCGGACCUUUUAAAAUGUGUCUGUGAGUAAUUAAUACACCUGUGCACCUGCUGGGUUACCUGCAAAGCAUGCACUGUGUGGGGUAAUGAGGACCGAGUUUGCAGACCUAUGUUAUACAGGAAUCAGUAAGCAGUAGUACAUGCAUCCAAUCUGCCGGUAGCUUGGUGAUGUCACAGGGAAGAUACGGAUAGUUUAGUUCUGCUGACAGAUGCAGGUUUGUGAUGAACCAUGUCAGCUACAGCUUACUGACACAAUCACUGCAUUUGGUGGUGUUAUUUUGAAACGAUACAAAGCCGGAAAGCUGGUACAGAGAUUUACAGGAGCUCAGAAGGAAGGCAUUUCUGGGGUCAAAGUGAUAAAACAAUAGAAAAAUAUGCAUAUGUAAAGUGCCUAGUAAUAUCCUUGUUACAGGGUGGCCGCACACCUUGAAUGAAUCACACCGAAUACAAAUCUGAAAUAUAAAAAAACCACAGGGGCACCUCCUAGUGCAGAAAUACAGUAUAUCAGGCAGUUUUCUAGCUAAAGGUUACGGAGAUCCGAUGGGAGAUAAGGAAAUCCAGCAUCUUUCCGAGAGUAAUUCACCUUGUGAUGUUAUCUCUACCACAGUGGAUUGGUUGUGAUAAUCUCUUAAGAACUUAAUGGAUAAAGUAUAUCAGUUACAUAUGUUACUGCUAUGUAUCUUGUUAUUAUAUGAACAAGUAAAAAAACAAUGUGCUUUG